Molecule: messenger RNA, 1188 nt
Organism: Sus scrofa (pig)
Lineage: Eukaryota; Metazoa; Chordata; Mammalia; Artiodactyla; Suidae
Product: olfactory receptor-like protein OLF4
Biological process (GO): G protein-coupled receptor signaling pathway
Cellular component (GO): membrane
Molecular function (GO): olfactory receptor activity; G protein-coupled receptor activity
Source: RefSeq, a predicted model, not a curated record
AUGACAGAGGAGUGGGAUUUAGAGCUCACCUCCCCCUCUGAAAACACUAGAAAUACAUCCACAAGUGGAAUGAUUGACACAGAACACCUCCUGAAUGCUGACAGAAGACAUCAGACUUCCAAAAAUGCAAUAAAACCCCCGAAUAGGCAAGGACACAGAUUACAAGAGGUCUGGGGGCAGGUGAAAGCACCUGCCUCCAUUGUGAGCUCCAGAGUCACCUACAAGACACCAAAAAAUAUAACAGGAGAUUCAGAAAUUCUUCUUUUGAGAUUUUCAGAGAAACCAGAACUGCAGCCCCUCAUAUUUGGGGUUUUCUUCUCCAUGUACCUGAUCACUGUGUUUGGAAACCUGCUCAUCAUCCUGGCUAUCAGCUCAGACUCCCACCUCCACACACCUAUGUACUUCUUCCUCUCCAACCUGUCCUUUGUAGAUAUCUGUUUCACUUCCACCACCAUCCCAAAGAUGCUGCAGAACAUCUGGACACUGAGCAAGGUAAUAACCUAUGAAGGCUGCAUCAUCCAGGUGUAUUUUUUCAUGCUAUUUGCGGGGUUGGACAACUUCCUCAUGACUGUGAUGGCCUAUGACCGCUUUGUGGCCAUUUGCCACCCCCUCCACUACACGGUCAUCAUGAACCCCCAACUCUGUGCAAUUCUGGUUCUGGUUAGCUGGAUCAUCAGUGUCCUGCAUUCCUCGUUACAAACCUUAAUGACCUUAAGGCUAUCCUUCUGUACAGAGGUAGAAAUCCCUCACUAUUACUGUGAACUCAAGUUGUUGAUCCAACUUGCCUGUUCUGACAACUUUCUUAAUGACAUGGUGAAGUUUUUUGCAGCUGCUCUGCUAGGUGCUGGUCCCUUUGUUGGUAUCUUUUAUUCAUACUCUAAGAUAGUUUCUGCAAUACAUAGAAUUUCAUCAGCUCAGAGGAAGUAUAAAGCAUUUUCCACCUGUGCAUCACACCUCUCAGUUGUCUCCUUAUUUUAUUUUACAGGCUUAGGUGUAUACCUUAGCUCUGCAGCUACUCAUAGUGCACACUCAAGUGCAAUUACCUCAGUGAUGUACACUGUGGUCACACCCAUGCUGAACCCCUUCAUCUACAGCCUGAGAAAUAAAGACAUAAAGAGGGUUCUGAAGGUAUUUUUUAGAAUGGCAUCUAGAAAAGGUCAUUUGUUUUCAGCUGAGAAGGUCACAUGA